Molecule: messenger RNA, 1947 nt
Organism: Ostrinia furnacalis (Asian corn borer)
Lineage: Eukaryota; Metazoa; Arthropoda; Insecta; Lepidoptera; Crambidae
Product: peroxidase-like
Exons: 12
Coding region: 15-1886 (623 amino acids)
Biological process (GO): response to oxidative stress
Molecular function (GO): heme binding; peroxidase activity
Source: RefSeq, a predicted model, not a curated record
UGUUCCUUGCCAAGAUGUGGACUAGGAGCGCAGUCUUCUCUUUGGUGGUCGCGAUUGCGGUUGCCGUGGAUCACUAUGACGCGUACUAUCAGUACAAUCUGACCACCGCUGAGUAUGAGAGCUACGUGGCCAAUGGAACUGCGGGCAACUGCACCAUCUCAGUUGAAACUUGCAACUCCACUGAAAGAAGACGCAUCGACGGCACUUGCAACAACCUGAACUAUCCUGCAGCUGGAGCCGCCAGGACACCAUACUAUAGGGUGCUACCCACCAGCUUCAACAUUGUUGAUGAGGAUGAUUACCGCCCAAGGUUGGCUAAGUCUGGCAACGAGCUACCCCUGGCCAGAAAAGUUCGUACCGUAAUGGUCUCUGAGGGAAACGUCCCUGACGCAGAUAUAACCCAUUUAGCUGCCCACAUCCUGGUGUUCUCAGCAACUGACAUCACCAACACAAGGGAUACAACCAACUACGUUUCAUGGAGGCCACACUGCUGUCAAGCAGCUGGAGCAAACGACACCGCCUGCGCCCCCAACUACGUGCCAGCUGAUGACCCAGUGCACCGCUUCUCUGGCAUUCGUUGCUUGAACAUGACAAAGCCACUGACUUACCAGACCUCCGGGUGCUUGCCGAACACAACUGUGCCUUUGAGGAUAGUCGAUGCCACACCCACCUUUGACUUGUCGCCAGUAUACGGCAGCGUAGUCGAGCCCGCCAGGAGGGCAAACACGAGUGGCUUGCUUGUUACUGAGACCAUCAACAACAGAACCUACCCGCCUACAUCUGGAAUAAACCUACUCCUCGGUAUCAACUUCUUCGGCAUCAUUUUCUACUGGCGAUACCACAACCACAUCGCCACCAAGCUCGCUGAAGUCAACCCUUGCUGGACUGAUGACCAACUCUUCUACGCGGCCCGGGAAAUCAACAUCGCUCUUGCACAGCAACACUAUUACUAUGAGCUGAUGCCCAUCCUCAUGGGCUCAGACAAUCUUGUCGCAGACAAUGUCGUUAGUAAGGACUUUGGAUUCAGGGAUUUGUAUGAUGAUAGUCUACUGCCCCAAAUAUCCCUGGAGUACCCUGCUGUAUUGAGAUGGUUGCAUUUGAUUCAAGACGGUUACUUAAAAAUGUACGAUUCUGAAGGACACUAUCUCAGACAAUAUCCGAUUGUCAAUUUGACUGCUCGCAUUGCGUACAUAAAGGAAGACGAUAACAUGGAUGGUAUCACCCAAGGUUGCUUCAGACAAGGAACUGGUAAUACCAAGGACACUAUUGCUGACAAUGAUAUCGUGCAAAAUGGUCUGGGUGCUCUCCAAAAGGCCAAUGACAUUAUGACCAACGACUUGGCCAAACACAGAUACUUCGGGUUCCAACCUUACAUCAAUUACUUGGCGUACUGCAACAAUGACACCAAUAUCACUUCUUUUAACGACUUGUUGACGUUCAUGAGGCCUGAGAGAAUCCAGCAGCUCAAAGAUGCUUAUGAAGACGUAGAAGACAUAGAUUUACUCGCUGGUCUAUGGGCUGAAACGCUCACUGAUGGGACCUACGUUCCUCCCACAUUCUACUGUCUGAUCAAAGAUCAGAUGCUCAGGUCUAUUCAAUCGGAUAGGCAUUGGUACGAGAGGGAAACCAGACCAGACGCUUUUACAGAAGAGCAAAUGUACGAGAUCAGGUACGGAACCGUGGCUCGCAUGAUGUGCGACAUUGGUGACUCUGUCGCGAGCAUCCAACCACAAGCUUUCAAGAUGAUUGGAGAUGACAACGUAGAAGUGAGCUGCGAUGAAAUAAACGAUAUAGAUUACUACGCAUGGCAAGACGCCACGUGUGACGAUGCACCUACCAGGCCAGACAUUACCGAAAGGGUACCACCGGCAUUCUACACUUCAUAAAGAAAAUAUUUAGGAACGUGAUUGUAGCAAUGAAGCUUAUGAACAGCCAAUAAAGAGAAUU